AUGAUCUUCAAAAAGAUCACGAUCGAAUUGGACGCGAGUAUCUCAGCUUUGAUCUGCCGCGGUGAUGAGGCGGGACGGGGCCGGGUGGGCAUCAACGUGCCACCUUACGAUUCAAUAAUUCGUGGCCGAAUGCUGCAUCAGCCAUUCCUUACAUUUCUAUUAAUUGGCAUUGCUCAUGCUUCGACGAAUGUUGUCAUCACCUAUCCUGAGAACCUUUUGGAAAAAGCCACCGAGCCCAAAGAUGUCUCGCACGACAAGCAUUCGCAUUUGCUUCUGGAAGAGAUUGAAUUUGACAACUUGACGACGACAACCCCAUCCCUUCUAGACGAGAUUAUUCUGAUCGAUGAGGCAAAUUAUAAAGAGGAAGUCUCGGUGAAUCUGACGUCGUGCGCCAUAGAAUCAUGGAAUCAGGUGCACACCGACGAGAUCCCAAACGACGAUCUUCAUCGUCAUUGGGUUCUGAAGAAAGCUGGAAGGCAGAAUUACCUGUACGCGACGUCACCCAGCUUGUUGGCCGCUUUCGCUUUCGAGAAGCAUAUUGCGGUGACGCUGACAGCAGAGACUUAUUACGGAAAGACCAUUUACUGCCGCUAUUAUGACUGUCGUCGUCGUGAGAUUCCGAAUCAAUUCAAGACGUUCGUCUUCCCCGAAGCCACCGUAUACUGUGGAAGGAGAGUUGGAGCUCGUUACAUCUCAGUGACGGAGACGCUCGAGGAGAAGCCUGAGUACAGCGUUCCAAUUGUGAAUCGGGUGAAUCCAGUGCCCAAGCAUUACUUCACCACCUGCAUGGCUACCCUAUACGGCGAUGAGCCCAAAUUUCUUCAAGUCGCCGAUUUCAUCGAAUACUACAAGAUUCAAGGUGCCACCUUUUCUCAUGUGUACUUGAGAAAUGUUAGCGAUUACGAUCGGUUGAUUCUCGAUGAUUACGUGCGAACCGGCGACAUCGAAUUGAUCAAAAUGCAUGACCAUUUUUGGAGGGACGAUUUCAUGUGGCAUCAUGUGCAGAUCACCGAUUGCCAUCAAAGGAAUAUCAAUUUCGCCAAAUGGACUGCAUUUAUCGAUAUCGACGAACGGAUUGAAAUGAAGAGUCCCCAACUUCCAUAUAUAGUGGAUCUUUUGGAUACGGUAACCGAUCCGAAUAUAGCCAACCUUCAUUUCCGGAUCCAAUGGGUCCAGAAGCUCUAUGACACUCCAGCAAGGUACAUCAAUGAUUCUCAGCUAAUCGAUGAGAUGAUAUUCCGGAAAUACACGAACACAUCGAGAGUCGGCGGCUACUGGAAGCAGCCGAAAUGCAUUGUACGACCUGAAAUGAUCGGAUCGAUGUCGAUUCACGCGCCGCACGUCGCCUAUCGCGGAAUCAAGCGGACAUUGGUGAACGAGACCGUCGGAAUUGUCAGGCACUAUCGUAACGUCAAGCAGCGGGUAUUCAAAGGCGCGUUGAAGCGAAUGCUCGAUGAGGGACCAUUCACCGAAACUCACAUCGAACCCAAUUUGGAGAAAUUGCUCACCGAAAAGAUAUUGGAACGUGUCAAAUGGGUUUAUGAGAUUGUCGACGUGACGUGCGAGCAGAAGCAAAUGAUCUACCAAAAGCAUGCCGGCCUCAAUGCAACGUGUUGGUUGGAGGAGAUGGCGAAGAAUGAGAGCAUGGCUCACAAUUUCAUUUCAUAA
Messenger RNA from Caenorhabditis bovis, 1668 nucleotides. NCBI's taxonomy places the organism in Eukaryota, Metazoa, Nematoda, Chromadorea, Rhabditida, Rhabditidae. The record is from the annotation of a GenBank genome assembly.